Molecule: messenger RNA, 1701 nt
Organism: Olea europaea var. sylvestris
Lineage: Eukaryota; Viridiplantae; Streptophyta; Magnoliopsida; Lamiales; Oleaceae
Exons: 3
Coding region: 1-1701 (566 amino acids)
Source: RefSeq, a predicted model, not a curated record
AUGGCUGAUAACCAAAAUCAAGUUCAGCUUCAUGAGCCAGUACCGCAGCCAAAUCAACUGAGAGCUAACCAGAACGAAGCUCCUGUCUUAGUUGGAGAUCACAUUAAUCUAAUUCCUGUACCAGUGCAACCUGCUUUGGAUGCUACUAGAGAAUGGUUUCUUUGUUUACCACCGGAAAGCAUUCAAUCAUGGAACGAUAUGGUUCAAAAAUUCACGAUGAAAUUCUUUCCACCUUCUCGAAUUCACCAAAUUAGGAAUGACGUUCACACUUUCAAGCAGAAAGAUUUAGAGAGCUAUCCUGAGGCAUGGGAGAGGUUCAAGAAUUUUUUGAGAAAAUGCCCCAACCUUGACAUUCCCAAACAGGCUCAGCAAUAUCUUUUCUACUACGGUCUAAAACAAGAGUUUAGAAAUAUGAUAGAUGCUUCAGCAGGAGGAUCAGUGAUGAAACUGGACGUGGAUGAGGCAUAUGACCUGUAUGAAAAAAUAGCUGAAAACCAAUCGAUGUGGCCAACUGAUAGGGAAGCUCCAAGAAAAACAUCAGGGUUACACAAUGUAGAUGCAGUGACAGCACUGGCCGCGCAAAUGGAAGUUCUUACAGUGAAAAUGGACAAUCUAUCUAAGUCAGUCAACAUGGUAUACCAAUCGCCACCUGUUUGUGAAGGCUGUGGAGCGAAUCAUGCUAGUACACGCUGCCCUUUGGCGUCUGUUGGAAGAACCAUCCAAAUUAUUCAUGGUCCAAUAAUCAAGGACAAGAACAGGGAGGAAGCAAUCAGAAUAAACCACCAGGAUUCCAACAGCAACAACAGCAAGGGAGAAGGCCAUCAUUGGAAGAUUUGCUGGCUCAAUAUAUUACUAAAACUGAGACCAACUUUCAAAACCAACAAGCCUCGAUCAAGAAUUUGGAACAACAAGUUGGACAAAUUGCAACCGCACUAUCAGGUAGAGCUCAAGGGACAUUGCCUAGUAAUACUGAAACAAAUUCUAAGGAGCAGGUCAAAGCAAUCACUACACGUAGUGGCACCUACCAUGGACGAGGAGCAAGUGGAUGAAUUAGACAAGGCCACUGAGGAAAAUCAAGUUGAAUCAUCAGAUAGUCCACAGGUAAAAGCAACUGCUCCUAUCAAAGCAUAUGUUCCUCCAAUCCCAUUUCCACAGAGAUUGCAAAAACAUAAGCUCAACAAGCAAUUCCAAGAAUUUUUGGAUGUGUUCAAGAAGCUGCACAUUAACAUACCAUUUGCUGAAACUUUAGCCCAAAUGCCCAGCUAUACCAAGUUCAUGAAAGACAUUCUAUCAAAUAAGAAGAAGCUGGAAGACAAUGAAACAGUCAUGCUUACUGAGGAGUGUAGCGCAAUUCUCCAACACAAAUUACCACCGAAACUAAAAGACCCAGGGAGUUUUACUAUUCCUUGUCACAUUGGUAACUUGUAUAUAGAUAAGGCAUUGUGUGAUCUAGGAGCUAGCAUUAAUUUAAUGCCUUUAUCUCUUUUUCAAAAACUAGGUUUGGGGGAAGCAAAACCAACUACAGUUUCACUGCAAUUGACUGACAGGUCGAUCAGACACCCUCGUAGUAUUUGUGAAGAUAUUUUGGUAAAAGUUGACAAGUUUAUCUUCCCAGCGGACUUCAUUAUUUUGGAUAUGGAAGAAGAUAGAGACGUUUUCCUCAUACUGGGUCGUCCAUUUUGGCUACGGGAAGAGCUCUGA